This is a messenger RNA of Ctenopharyngodon idella (grass carp), 2036 nucleotides long. Its product is annotated as sialic acid synthase-like. Lineage: Eukaryota; Metazoa; Chordata; Actinopteri; Cypriniformes; Xenocyprididae. The record is from RefSeq and is a predicted model, not a curated record. Gene Ontology annotation, molecular function: N-acylneuraminate-9-phosphate synthase activity. Bases 703 to 1968 code for a protein of 421 amino acids. Gene Ontology annotation, biological process: carbohydrate biosynthetic process. The transcript is spliced from 13 exons.
AGGUAAGGGGUAAGGAGAUACAGCUUUGGUGGAGAUAGACCGAUUUAACAGCGGGCCAAGGAUAUAGCCUUGUGGGACCUCAUAGGAUACAGGCUGAGUCACCAAUACUGACAGCUUGGCAUGACCCUGAUCCAAAACAACCAAUGAGGACUUGUUUAAAGCAACACUGUUGAUGUAUCUGAAGUUUUCCUGUUGGGGCUGACAAGUGAGAAACAAUCAGUGGACACUUUGCCUGGAGCAACCUGGAGUUAAGUGCUUUGCUCAAGGGCACGAUAGAGAUGGCUCAUCGCUCACCUCUUGCGGUGAUCAAACAGCGGCUUUGAGAUGAAAGAAAGUCAUAUGGGAUUUGGAACGACAUGAGGGCGGACAAAGAUCGACCUGUUUAACAUUCUUCUCAACUCCAGAACCUGGUCUCUGAGGACAUGGAUUUAAAGGGCAACCAAUGAUAUGGGCUCAGCAAGACCUCUGCUCACUAAAUGCCAAGCGGUCCCCUGUCGCUGUGCUGUAUGACAGCUUAAUAAUGGCUUUCCCAGGUGCACGUCUUCAUUGCACAAUAGAGCCACGGUCCGGCAGUGUGGUCACAGAACCGGUCCCGACCUCCUCAGGUCCACAUUCAUGACACCCACAGAGAGUUUGAAGAUGAUGCACUUUUUCCUGAAACUCAUCUACUGAACAAGUGAACAUGUAGGCCAGACUGACAGGAUGCCCCGAAGAGAGAAGCACAUCAAUUUAGAGCCAUGCUGUCAAUCCAGCACUAACCUGGUGCUCCAGCAUCCGCUGACCUCCGUUCAUCACCAAGGACGUGAAAUCCUAAUAAAGUAUGAGCCAUGGGACCAAUUCUCCUCCCCACCUUUGGUCACAGGUUCAGAAGCUGAAGUCAUAGAGAUCCUGUCUCAGGUGGGGCUGAACGGCGUCCCAUGUGACGCACCUGUGGCUGAUCUCAUUGCAACUAAAUACACCUGUCAGAGACCAGCCGGCCAUGGAGCCAUUCGGGAGUUUGCCGAGUACAUUCUGACGCUGGAGAAAAAGAGCACGUCACAGGACUGUGGAGCCGAUUGUGCCAAGUUUCAAAAGAGCGAGAUCGAACACAGAUUCACCAAGCAGGCUCUGGAGCGUGCCUAUACGUCCCCUCACGCCUGGGGCCCGACCUACGGAGCUCAUAAGCACCAUCUGGAGUUCAGUCACCAGCAGUACAGAGAGCUGCAACAGUACGCCAAUGAAGUUGGCAUCUUCUUUACUGCAUCAGGGAUGGAUGAGAUGGCUGUAGAAUUUCUUCAUGAAAUCAAUGUGCCGUUUUUCAAAGUUGCCUCAGCUGACACCAACAAUAUCCCUUACCUGGAGAAAACCGCCAAAAAAGGUCGUCCCAUGGUGAUUUCUAGUGGAAUGCAGUCUAUGGAGACCAUGCGUUGUGUUUACCAAACCGUCAAGAAGCACAAUCCCAAUUUCACGUUCCUGCAGUGCACCAGCGCUUAUCCACUGCCAAUAGAGCACGUCAACCUCAGCCUGAUCCCUGAGUUCCAGAAGGAGUUUCCAGACAUUCCCAUAGGCUAUUCUGGACAUGAGACGGGCAUCCAUGUGUCUGUUGCUGCUGUGGCACUUGGGGCAAAGGUCCUGGAGCGUCAUGUGACCCUGGAUAAGAGCUGGAAAGGCAGUGACCACGCAGCAUCACUGGAGCCGGCAGAGCUGGCGGAGCUGGUGAAAGCAAUCAGGACGGUUGAGAUGGCAAUGGGCUCGCCAAUCAAACAGAUGCUGCCCUGUGAGGCUUCCUGUCACAGCAAGUUGGGGAAGUCAGUGGUGGCCCGGAAACCAUUGCAGAAGGGUCAGACAUUAACUCUCGACAUGCUGACAGUAAAAGUGGCCGAACCGCACGGCAUGAGACCAGAGAACAUCUUCAAACUGGUUGGCAAGAAAAUCACUGUGGACCUAGAGAAAGAUGCCACCAUUACUGAUGCCAUAAUAAAAGACUGAUGAUCAGACACGUAAAAAGUAAAGGAGCAACGAAGGGGUCUUUUACUUUUAAUAAAUCAGAAAUAUGA